CUCGAGAUCAGACGCUCUGGUCGCUUUCCGUUACGUCAACGUCAAAAGAAACGUAGCUCAUCACUUCUGGCACGUACGUUGGCAACCCGUCUCAUCCAUUCAUCUGCUUGACGCCAAUGAGGCUGUCGAUGCCGUCGCCGCCCGUCCGUCGAGCAAAGUGGGAGCCGUGUAGAAGGAAGAGCCAGUCGUCAGCCCUCCCCGAUGGUGCGGCUAAGCCCGAUCUCACGGCGAGGGUGCAUCGCACCGCUGCCAGGGGUGCCCUGUCGAGUGUUGGUGUGGAGUCGCUGACGUUCAGGCAACUUGUGCCUGCUGACAUGGAUGACAUCGCCAAACUGCACUGCGAAUGGUUCCCACUCAAGUAAGCUAGCAAGGGAGGCGAGGCGAGGCGAGGCGGACACGGCGAAUGAAAUGAAUGGUGUGGUGUGGUUGAUAUAUGUGAUGGUCUGUCUGUCUGAUUGUGUGGUGCUUUAGGUAUGACAAUCAGUUCUACGAAGGCAUCUGCAACGGAUACUACUUCGCGCUGGCCGCGGUCUACUACCCGCCCCGCCCCUCCCUGCCUUCCCCAACGCCCCCUCCCACACGCAGCCCACACACCUGCACACACACAUCGCUGCAGAUUGACGAGGCUGGCGGGUGCGGCGAUGACCCAUGCGCACACACGGCCAUGAAUGGCACGGACGAUCGCGCCACCAGUGCCACCGAGUGUGUGUCGGGGUGCCUUCCGCCGCUGCCGAGGAUAGGAUCGCCGCCUGGCUGCGUGAGGAACUCCGUUGCGAGAUGUCAGGGUAUGGCAGAUGUGGACGGGAGCGGGGGUGCCUCGGCCGAUGGUGGCGGGAGUGGGAGCGGUGGUCAGGAGGAGGUGUGUUGCGAUGAUGGUGGGGGUGAGGAGGAUGGGGAGGAUGGGGAGGGUGGUGAGCCUGUGAUUGUGGGGGUCAUCACGGUGUCCACGCACAAGAAACACAUACAUGACGACGUAAGCAUCCUCACUGGACAAGGGCAGCACAUGGGCAGCAAGCACAUGGGCAGGAGGGGCAUGAGUGUCAUUUGUUUUGGUGUGUGUGUUGGUGUGUCGUCGUCAAUCAGGAUGUGUCGACUGUGUUGGCAUGCGGCUGGCCGUGGGAGACUCAGAACCUCGCGUACAUCCUCACACUGGGUGUAGCUGACGAGUUCCGCCGCCGGGGUCUGGCCCGUGAGUUGAUUCUGCGGACACUGCAGCACUACCGGCAAUCGGAACCUGCCAUUAAGGUGAGGGAGGUGGUCACUGCCAGGCGAGUGGGCCCGGGAGGUGAUGUGUGUGGUGUGUGGGUGUCUGUCUGUCUCUUUGCAGGCGAUCUAUCUGCAUGUGGUGACGUACAACAAGGCCGCCAUCCGGCUUUACGAGAGCCUGCAGUUCCAGCAACUCAAACACAUACCCGUGAGCCAGCAAGGAAGGGCUCUGGUGGUCAUGUGUCAUGUGUAUCCCUCUCUCUCUCUCUCUCUCUCUCUGUGUGUGUGUGUGUGUGUGUGUGUGUUUGCAGGAGUUUUAUCAGCUGCUGGGUAAGAUGUACGACUCGUAUCUCUAUGCCUGCUACAUCAACGGCGGCAUGCCGCCCCUCGCGAGGAGGAUUUCCAACGCACUCUCAUCACUCACAGGUGAAUCAGCCAGCCAGCACCCACUGCCCUCAGGCAGGCAGGGAGGGGGGAUGGUCUCUGUAGCCGCCUGUGUGUGCAUCGUGUGUACGGGGCAGGGUGGUCUCUGCAGAUGCGGCGGACCAUCAGACGAUGCAAACACAGAGGUCGGUCGGUCGAUUGCGCAUGACAUGACCGGCCUGCCUCUGCAUCAUUCGCUCUCUGUCCGAUGUGAUUGAUGUGCCUGUCUGCAGACACAGGCUCCCGUCUCCUGCUGCCACAAACGAGUCACCCUCCAUCGAGCGAAUGAGCACUGCUGACCGUGACAAGCUCAGCGCCGGGCAAUCGCCCUGGUGGUGGUACUGGAAGCGGGAGCGGAAUCAGCGCCGAAGGAGGAGGGACGAGGUGGGCAGAGGGCGCGACGCGACCAGCCUCGCGAGGCUGAGGCUGCUGCGGGGGCAGACGUACGGGGGGCCGUGUGUUGCACACGAGAGGGAGAGGCGGAGUGUGACGGACUGAUCAAUAAGAGAUGGAAUGAUGGGUGGAUGGAUGGAUGAGGAUGCGUUGUGUAAGUUGUGGUGUAAUGCCGCUUGCCGUGGGUAGGUGGGUGUUGG
Vitrella brassicaformis is the source of this 2222-nucleotide messenger RNA. The record is from the annotation of a GenBank genome assembly. NCBI's taxonomy places the organism in Eukaryota, Vitrellaceae.